AUGUUCAAUAAACUUGGAAGCCUUGUCCCAAGAGGCAACAAAAUUCUCUCAUCAACGCUAUCAUCAUCAAGAACAAGCAUUAAAUUAAAUAGUAUCGGAUGUAAUAACUUUUCAUAUUCCUUGACUAGAUUUGAUAAAACAAGUGCGGAAACAAAACAAGCACCAACAACAGAGGAAAAUACUGUUGCUACCACAACAAUAAGUGAAAAUACAGAAUCAGCAGUUGCUGCUGCUCCAUCGGAAGAUAAAUCAACACUCACAUCAGGAAAAUCAUAUAAUGGAAUUCCUCUUCAUAAACCUCCUCAACACAUUAAGAAAUUGAGUUUCGUGGGUGCUUUGGCUAGAUAUACCUUCUACUUUGUCUUCUUUAUUUGGAUUUUCAGUGGUUAUCCAAUUUAUACUGCUUGUCAAUUCAUUUAUAGAUUAAUUCAUGGAGAACCAGAGCCAGAACCAGUUGAUGAAGAAUAA
This is a messenger RNA of Naegleria gruberi, 468 nucleotides long. RefSeq lists its product as uncharacterized. The coding region runs from base 1 to 468 and encodes 155 amino acids. NCBI's taxonomy places the organism in Eukaryota, Heterolobosea, Eutetramitea, Acrasida, Naegleriidae. The record is from RefSeq and is a predicted model, not a curated record. The transcript has a single exon.